ACUCGUUUGUUUUAAAUGUAAAAAAAGAAAAGGAAAAAAAAAAACAUUAACUGUCACUUCCGGUAUGGUGGGCGUGUCUUAACAUGUCAAACUAACCGAAGAAAAACAAAAACAAACCGAAGGCUGAGAGGCCCCGGUGAACGCUCAGAUGGGGACGUCGGAUCUGACGCGCUGUUGAAAAUACUCUCUCCUCUGGUCUCUGCUACAUCUGAGGUGAAUUUUAGCUGAGAUGCUUUUUUGGAGGAUCAAGUGAGAGAAAAAAGCAAAAACCUGUGGGGUUCUCCAGGGUUCAGUCCUUGGCCACGUUCCCAUCUUAACACCCCCCCCCCCCCCCCCAACAAUAAGCUGUGACGCUGUGGAGCCAUGGAUUCCUCUGAUGAAGACGAGGAGCGCACCUUCGUCCGGGUUCUCAGUGAGAAAUACAACCCAGAGAACUUCCCCUAUGGCCAGGGUGUGGUGGUUCUGCCCAGCCCUCCAGGAUCCCCCGUUAAAGACCGCCUGUUCUUGCCCAACAUCCUGGUUCUGAAUGACUGCGGCAUCAGCAAAGCUGGCGACAGAUCCGACAUCGAAGCUUUCUGUGCUCAUGUGCUGGAGCUGGACCUGGCCUACAAUCAGCUCAACGACUGGGGAGAGAUCAGCACCAUCGUCUCCAGCAUCCCUCGCCUGGACUUCCUCAACCUGAGCAUGAACCCCCUGAGCGGCGUGCAGCUGCAGCCCCGCGAGGCCGACCUCUUCUCCAGGGUGCGCCGGCUGGUCCUCAUCAACACGCGGGUCAGCUGGGACACCGUGCACACGCUGACGCAGCACACCCCAGAGCUCAAGGAGCUCUUCCUCUGCCUGAACGGCUACGACUCGGUGUCAGAGUCCCAGGCCUGCUGCCCGUCGCUCAGCCUGCUGCAGAUCACGGGCAACCAGCUGCAGGACUGGGCCGAAGUCAGGAAGUUUGGGCUGCUGUACCCCGGCCUGAGCACGCUGGUCCUGGCCAACAACAGCGUCGACUCUGUGGGCGACACCAAGGAGACGCUGGAGAGCCUCUUCCCCAACCUGCGCAGCAUCAACCUCAACAACUCAGGUCUUAGUAAGUGGGAGGACAUCGAGAGGCUGAACUUCUUUCCUAAGCUGGAGGACAUCAAAGCUCAGGGAAUCCCCUUGUUACAGUCGUACAGCACCCAGGAGAGACGCAGCCUGCUGCUGGCGCAGCUGCCGUCUGUGAUGGUUUUAAACGGGAGCAUGGUGUCCGUCGGGGAGAGAGAAGACGCAGAGAGGUUCUUCAUCAGAUACUACCAGGACUUUCCUGAGCUGGAGCGUCCUCAGAGGUACCACAUCCUCGUGUCCAAAUAUGGUCACUUAGCUCCGCUGGCUGAGGUGGACCUGAGGCCCCGCCGCACGGUGGUGGACGUGCGCUGGGGGGACCGGGUGGAGCCGGUCCCCCUGCGCCUGAAGCAGACUGUGGGCGACCUGAAGAAGCAGCUUAAGGCACUGCUGCAGCUGCCCUCCAGCGGCAUCAGGCUCUUCCACAUCGACAAAGAGCUGAGUUCGGUGCUCGGACCCGAGGAGCUGAAGUGCGGCUUCCGGGCCCUUCACUCCUACAGCAUCCAGGACGGGGACGAGAUCCUGGUGGUGCCCAAAGUGAAAAACCGCUGCAGCUCCUCAGAUUUCUGAGGAUCUGUGGCGUUGGACGAAGAAUUAAAAGCUAACAGAGACGAAGCUUUCGUUUGGUAAGACUAGGUUUGCCAGUGUUGAAUGUAAGGAAGCUUCCUGAGAGCAAAUGGAAAAUCAUGCAACGUUAGAUUUGCACAUUGAAACUCUUCUAGAUAGCUUUAAAAUAAUUCAAGUUUAGUUUUUUCUGGUCUAAGAAGCGGAUACAUCUGGAGAAUUACUUUUACUUUAACCAAUUUGCUUUCAUCUGGAUCAUUCAGGCUUUAAAAGGUUGGAGUUUUGGGGCCAUAACAAUAUUCAUUUUGCUUUUAAGGAAAGGUAUAACCAUCUGCUUUCUGCAUAUUUAGGUGCCAAACAUAAACUAUGCAAAAGUUACAACAGGUGCAUGUCAGUGGACUGGAGGAUCAGUUAAAAGUUAAAUAAAUUUGGGAGUUUAUAUAUUAUAUAUGUUCAGAUUGACAUAUUAAAAGUGUUCAUUUCUGUUCUGUUGAUGAUUCUUGCACAAAGCUAAUGGUAGCCCAACAUUCAGAAAGGUUGAUUAUGACGUCAGACCAAUAAUAAUGAUUUAUUAGGACAGAAAAGCUGUUUCUAAGAAUGUUGGGUUUUUAUUAGCUGUAAUUAAAGCCCACAUUAACAGAAACAAACACUUGAACUAUAUCAAUCUGUGUGAAAUGUUGCAUUUACUUUUAAUCAUGUUCUAAGUUAUUGAGAUGCAUCUGUUUGUACGCAGUAAAAAUCCUCUAAAGGCGUCUGAACAGUCGAGGCGUUUAUAGUUGCAUGUGUUGCAUAAAUAUCUGACUGUCUUCAAAUGUUAAAUGAGAAUUUCAUCGUACCAAAGAGGUUAAGAAGACCCAGGAUGAAUUUAAUGAAAUGUGCGUCCGCCUGCUAUUAAUGUGCAGGACAAAGGGAAGGGGGAAGAGACGACAGCCCUGAGGGGCGCCGGUCAAAAACAGUGAACAAAAAGACAAGGCAAGUUUAUUUAUGACACAUUUCAGUAACAAGAAGAUUCAAAGGGCCGAAACAUGAAGAGAACAAAGAAAAGAAAACAUUACAGAGGAAAGUAAAGGCAAGAAAAAAAAGCUACUUUUUUUGUUGUUGCUGUUUAGCAAUUAAGUUAGAUAUAAGUAAGUCUAGCCUCAUAUAAACAGACAAAACUCUUUGUUUUUGUAUUUCUUCUGAAUUAAUUUAGACUUUGAUGAUUUCCUCCUGGAGCCAUCUUGAUACUCUGAAGUUGUGAAUAAAUUCUUCGUGGAUCAACUACUGAGACUUUAGUCACCAUCUGACACCAGAACAAAAAGGAAACCCAGUUUCAGAAGCACGUUUCUGAACUUUAAGACUGCAGCUCAGUUCGUAUUAAUCUAAAACAUAUUUCUGCAAAGAUUUAAUUAAAAAACUGCUUUUGUUAAUACCAACUAAAUGCACAGAUUACGUCAAUAAAACCACUUCAGAUUAUCAUGUUUUCAGGGAUUAGAUCCACUUCUGCACUGUGCAGAGGGCCAAUAAUCUAUAGCAGGGGUUCCCAAAGGGGGGCGGGGGGGGGUUUCUGUUGCUGAUGUUCUAAAGAGAUUUAGUAUUUCCUCUUUUUGUGAUCCCGAUACCUGAGUAUAAUUUAACAAGUUUUAACGCAGGGGGAAGGCUGCACUUUGUUUUUGUCAGAGUUCCUAUAGAAAUGCUGCCUUCUUCUUGUAAUUGAAUGAAUUUAUUCUCAUUCCCCCCCCACCCCCCACCCCACCUGCCAAAAGGGGGUCACCGGUCUCUAAAAAAACUCACUAUGACUUUGGGGGUCGCAGGCUGAAAAGUUUGGGAACCCCUGAUCUGUAGAAAUACAAGAACAUCUGCCCGAACAAACAUUUAUGGUAUUUUAGUGUUAAAAAUAUGCAUUAUGUCGUUUUAAUGCUCUUUGUUCCUUUGCAGCCAGCAGCCUUUAAAGUCUCUAUAAUUCUUCUGAUGGUAAAUGAUUUUAAUAUUUAAAAAAAAAACUUUUGUGGCGUUUUAUGAGUACGCCACAGAGAGGUCCGCCUGUCUGAGUUCAGCUGAGCGGAUUUUAAAACGCUCCUUUGUUGGGUUCAGAGCAGGAGAACCGUUUUCCUGCUCGCCCAGAUCGGAUUGUCUGCCGUGUUUUUAGCUGCGUAUCCUGGGAUAACCCCCCCCCCCGGCAGAAAGACGAGCCGGCUGCGAGGGUAGGCCGGGUCUGGGCCGGACGCUCGGGUUACCGCAGGCCUUCAGGCUGUGGAGCCGAUGAAUGGAGCGGCUCUGCCUGCUUCACACGGCCAGCUGAGAAGCAGGCAGAGCCUCCGCCGGGUGGAAACCACACACCGGAGACUUCCGCUGCCUUCAGGGUUACGCUGGGUUCAUUUCUCAGCCCGGACCCUCCGUUACGCUCUGAGACCGUCCAGAGCUCGUUAAACUUUACCUUUGAGUCGUUUUAAGGCUCUGCUCCAGUGUUUGCUCCUUCCACUGCCAACAGUAGCACCAAACACAACGUGUCAUAAUCUCUCUGGUGCUCCGCUGGUCCAACCGCUCUACCACAGGAUCAGGCUUCAUGCAAACCCAGAGGAGGGAGUUUGUGUAAAUGAGGUUUUAAAACAUGUCGAUAAAAUCUAUCUGAGGAAUGUAAGAUGCAGGUUUUUACGCGGCUUACUACGUGUUUUCUGACUCUGUUGUCUCCUCUAAGGCCACGUUUUCUUUAGUUUCACAGCAUCGUCAUUUCUGCUGGUUGUUGGGAGUUUCCCCGUUAAUCUGUUGGACUCUAAGCCGCUCUGCUUCUAACUGGAGGAGAGGCAGUGGAUCCGCUGUCUUCCAGAACCAGAGAGCAGUUAAAGUUCUUACCAACGCGUCCCCGUUUUACCCCCCCUCCCUCAUACGUCCAGAAACGAACCGCCUCUGUUGCUCCAACUGAAAUCUCCACAUUGUCAGUUUGCUCCUUCUGUGAAGUUCGGUGGUUUUGGUGAAUUCUGGAGAAAAAACUGUUGUAAAAAAAAAUGCUCAAAACUCCUCAAAAUGUAAUUCCACUGUUUAUUAUGAUCUUUAAAUUUAGUUUUAAUCUAUCUCCUUUUUUUUUUCUUUGUUUUUUUUGUGUGUGAUUUCAGAUUAUCACAGAAAUUAGGUUGAGGUUGCAUUGAGUCAGGUUUUGCUCUGACUGUUAAGAAAAUGGAACCGCCACACAGACCCAGUGCAGCGAUAACUGGAGCUGGGCUCUGGAUUAUUGGUUUAGAUUUAUAACGCUGAGCAGGACGGCAGUUUUUCAUGAUGGUUUCUGCAGGUUGUUGGUUUGGUUUGCAUGGCUGGAAAUCUGCUGGAUUUAAAACCUCCGUGGUGUUUGAAAACGUCUCAUUUCAGGGAAAAAAAUAUUAUUUUUUGCAAUAUGUUUUCUUUCCCGACUUUUGGUCUUCAGUAACACCAAAUACAGAUCAUGUUGACAGAUUUAAUAAAGUAUAUAUAUUAAAAAGUUAACUCAUAACGCAGUUUGCCUUGUGCUGGUUGGAGAAAAUGUGUUUUUAACUUAUUUCAUGUGUGCUUUUGGUUUCUUUUGUGGAUCUCGACACUUUAAUUCAGGUUUGGUUUCUGGAGAUGAUGAUGCUGUUUCUGUAUCUGUACUGUGUAAUAAUGCUUUUACUUCUCCUGAAUAAAUGAAUCAUAAUGAUGACAA
This is a messenger RNA of Fundulus heteroclitus (mummichog), 5308 nucleotides long. Its product is annotated as tubulin-specific chaperone cofactor E-like protein. Bases 364 to 1662 code for a protein of 432 amino acids. The record is from RefSeq and is a predicted model, not a curated record. The transcript is spliced from 10 exons. Gene Ontology annotation, biological process: mRNA splicing, via spliceosome. Gene Ontology annotation, molecular function: U2 snRNA binding. NCBI's taxonomy places the organism in Eukaryota, Metazoa, Chordata, Actinopteri, Cyprinodontiformes, Fundulidae.